Molecule: messenger RNA, 758 nt
Organism: Carcharodon carcharias (great white shark)
Lineage: Eukaryota; Metazoa; Chordata; Chondrichthyes; Lamniformes; Lamnidae
Product: dispanin subfamily A member 2b-like
Exons: 2
Coding region: 210-569 (119 amino acids)
Cellular component (GO): plasma membrane
Source: RefSeq, a predicted model, not a curated record
AUUUGGGCCCGCCCAGAAUGACUUCCUUUUGAUAUAUAAGACUGAAGGGUCGAUACUCGUUUAUAACACCUCGGGUUCGGAUGAGCAGUUUCAUUGCUGUUGUGAUUACAUAGUUCUUGUCCCCGCCCCUGUGCGGCUCCUUAUAAAUAAGCAGGGUGUCCGCAUUGCUUAUUUCACCUCUUGCUAGCGGCUGUUAGCUAUAAUCUGCUAUGGAGAACAAAAUGAACCAGCCUAGCGCAGAUAGCGGGCUCCACGUUUUCCAGGGACCACACCACGUCGUCAAUGUGCCCAGCACCACGGUGGGAGUCAGUACUCUGCCUGUCAAAGACCACGUACUCUGGUCUCUUUUCAACUUCGUUUACUGUAAUUUCUGUUGCCUUGGGUUCUUGGCUUUGAUUUUUUCAGUGAAGUCUAGAGAUCGUAAAGUUGUGGGAGAUAAUUAUGGGGCUGAACAUUACAGCUCAACAUCUAAAACCCUGAAUAUAGCUGCAACAUUUCUAUCUAUCCUUGUGUUUGUGAUCCUGUUUGGGCUGUUGGUUGCUGGGGUGAUCCGCAUUCACCCUCGUUGAGGACUGAGCUCCACUUAAGAAGAUGAACAGUGACUCACCCGAAGUAAUGCAUAAUCAAUCAUUGACCUUUUUGUCCUUGUGAUGUUUGAAUAAUGUCAUUCAAAAAUAAUUGAGGCUAAAACUUGUAUUCUUUACAGAAAUUAGAAUAUACUUCUAAGGUAUUCCAAUAAAAUACAACAAAUAGUGCAA